Messenger RNA from Propithecus coquereli (Coquerel's sifaka), 4564 nucleotides. RefSeq names its product contactin associated protein-like 4 (gene CNTNAP4). The record is from RefSeq and is a predicted model, not a curated record. The transcript is spliced from 23 exons. Lineage: Eukaryota; Metazoa; Chordata; Mammalia; Primates; Indriidae. Bases 262 to 4017 code for a protein of 1251 amino acids.
GUUAGAAAAGAUGCUGAGUGCUUUUCAGUGAGGAGUCUGGGCUGUGUGUGUGUGUGAGAGAGAGAGAGAGAGAGAGGAGGGAAGGAGAAAAGACGGAGGGAAGGAAGGAGGGCGGAAGAGAGAGAGAGAGAGAGAGAGAGAGCGCGAGCGAGAGCUAGAGGUGCUGAAGACCCAGGCAGAGCUGGGAGAGGGACAGAGAACAGAACUGGAGCGCUCAGAGAGCCUCUCAAGAUCUUUUGGGGGGGCCCAAUAAAUGUCAACAUGAGGUCUGUCACUGGAGCUGUCCUCAAGACGCUACUUCUGUUAUCUACUCAAAAUUGGAAGAGAGUCGAAGCUGGGAAUUCCUAUGAUUGUGACGAUCCUCUCGUGUCUGCCUUGCCUCAGUCGUCAUUCAGCAGCUCUUCCGAGCUCUCUAGCAGUCAUGGUCCUGGGUUUGCAAGGCUAAAUCGAAGAGAUGGAGCUGGUGGCUGGUCUCCACUUGUGUCAAACAAGUACCAGUGGUUGCAGAUUGACCUUGGAGAGAGAAUGGAGGUCACUGCUGUGGCCACCCAAGGUGGAUAUGGGAGCUCCAACUGGGUGACCAGCUACCUCCUGAUGUUCAGCGACAGUGGCAGGAACUGGAAACAAUACCGACAAGAGGACAGCAUCUGGGGUUUUUCAGGAAAUGCAAAUGCAGACAGUGUUGUGUACUAUAGACUCCAGCCUUCUAUCAAAGCCAGAUUUCUGCGAUUCAUCCCUUUAGAAUGGAACCCCAAGGGCAGAAUUGGAAUGCGAAUCGAGGUGUUUGGAUGUGCAUAUAGAUCAGAAGUGGUUGAUCUUGAUGGAAAAAGUUCCCUUCUCUACAGAUUUGAUCAAAAGUCCCUGAGCUCAAUAAAAGAUAUUAUUUCUUUGAAAUUUAAAACUAUGCAGAGUGAUGGGAUUCUACUCCACAGGGAAGGGCCAAAUGGAGAUCACAUCACACUGCAAUUAAGAAGAGGAAAACUCUUUUUACUUAUUAAUUCAGGUGAAGCUAAACUGCCCUCCAUUCCUGUUCUGAUCAAUCUCACCCUGGGCAGCCUGCUAGAUGAUCAGCACUGGCAUUCUGUGCUCAUCCAGCGUUUGGGCAAACAAGUCAACUUUACAGUGGACGAGCACAGGCGUCAUUUCCACGCACAGGGAGAAUUCAAUUACCUGGACCUUGGUUAUGAGAUCAGCUUUGGAGGGAUUCCAGCACCUGGAAAAUCAGUGUCAUUCCCACAUAAAAAUUUUCAUGGAUGUUUAGAAAAUCUCUACUAUAAUGGAGUGGAUAUCAUUGAUUUGGCCAAGCAACAAAAACCACAGAUCAUCGCUAUGGGAAAUGUGUCAUUUUCUUGUUCACAACCACAAUCUAUGCCUGUGACUUUUCUGAGCUCCAGGAGUUACUUAGCACUACCAGGCUCUUCCGGAGAGGAUGAGGUUUCUGCCACUUUUCAAUUUCGAACUUGGAAUAAGGCAGGGCUUCUGCUAUUCAGUGACCUGCAACUGGUUUCCGGGGGUCUCCUCCUCGUUCUUAAUGAUGGAAAACUUAAGCUGAAUCUCUACCAGCCAGGAAAAUUACCCAGUGACAUCACAGCAGGUGCUGGAUUAAAUGAUGGGCAAUGGCAUUCCGUCUCUUUGUCUGCUAAAAGGAAUCACCUGAGUGUGGCGGUGGAUGGCCUUGUGGCUUCUGCUGCUCCUUCGCUGGGACCUGAGCAGUUUUAUUCAAGUGGCACUUAUUAUUUUGGAGGUUGUCCUGACAAAAGCUUUGGAUCCAAAUGUAAAAGUCCACUUGGUGGAUUUCAGGGAUGUAUGAGACUCAUUUCUAUCAGUAACAAAGUGGUAGAUCUGAUUUCAGUUCAGCAGGGGUCCCUUGGGAACUUCAGUGACCUUCAGAUAGACUCAUGUGGCAUCUCAGAUAGGUGUUUGCCCAACUAUUGUGAGCACGGUGGUGAAUGCUCUCAGUCCUGGAGCACCUUUCACUGUAACUGCACCAACACUGGUUACCGGGGAGCUACUUGCCAUAACUCUAUCUAUGAGCAGUCAUGUGAAGCCUAUAAGCACAGAGGAAAUACUUCAGGGUUUUACUAUAUAGAUUCAGAUGGAAGUGGUCCCCUGGGACCAUUUCUUCUAUAUUGCAAUAUGACCGAAACUGCAUGGACCAUCAUACAACACAAUGGCUCCGACUUAACAAGAGUCAGAAAUACUAAUCCAGAGAACCCAUAUGCUGGGUUUUUCCAGUACGUGGCCAGCAUGGAGCAACUCCAGGCCACUAUUAACCGUGCGGAGCACUGUGAACAGGAGUUUACUUACUACUGCAAGAGGUCACGGCUUGGCAAUAAGCAAGAUGGCGCCCCUCUGAGCUGGUGGAUUGGAAGAACCAACGAAACACAAACUUAUUGGGGAGGUCCUUUGCCUGAUCCUCAAAAAUGUACUUGCGGAUUAGAGGGGAACUGUAUUGAUUCUCAGUAUUACUGCAAUUGUGAUGCUGACCGGAAUGAAUGGACCAAUGACACUGGAUUACUCUCUUAUAAAGAACAUCUGCCAGUAACUAAGAUAGUGAUUACAGACACAGGCCGACCACAUUCAGAAGCAGCUUAUAAACUGGGGCCUCUACUCUGCCGGGGAGACACUCCGACAAUAGUGACUUUUUCAUUUGAUGUGGGAAAUGGGCCUUUUGAAAUCUCAGUGCAGUCACCCACCCACUUUAAUGACAAUCAGUGGCACCAUGUCAGAGUGGAAAGGAACAUGAAAGAAGCAUCCAUUCAGGUGGAUCAGCUCACACCAAAGACACAACCUGCUCCAGCAGAUGGGCACGUCCUUUUACAGCUCAACAGUCAACUCUUUGUGGGUGGAACGGCCACCAGACAGAGAGGCUUUCUGGGCUGCAUUCGGUCUCUGCAGUUGAAUGGAAUGACCUUGGAUUUGGAAGAAAGGGCCCAGGUGACUCCAGAGGUGCAGCCGGGUUGUAGGGGACAUUGCAGCAGCUAUGGAAAGUUAUGCCGCAAUGGAGGGAAAUGCAGAGAAAGGCCCAGUGGGUUCCUUUGUGACUGCACUUUCUCUGCAUACACAGGGCCAUUCUGCUCCAAUGAGAUUUCUGCAUAUUUUGGAUCUGGCUCAUCUGUGAUUUACAGUUUUCAAGAAAAUUAUUUUUUAAGUAAAAACUCCAGCUCCCACGCUGCUUCAUUUCAUGGCGAUAUGAAGCUGAGUAGAGAAAUGAUCAAAUUUAGCUUCCGAACAACACAAACACCAAGCUUGCUGCUUUUUGUGAGCUCCUCAUACAAAGAAUACCUUUCAGUCAUCAUUGCCAAAAAUGGAAGUUUGCAGAUAAGGUACAAGCUAAACAGAUAUCAAGAACAUGAUGUUGUUAACUUUGAUUUUAAAAACAUGGCUGAUGGACAACUUCACCACAUAGAGAUUAACAGAGAAGAGGGAGUGGUCGUUGUAGAGAUUGAUGAGAAUACAAGGAGACAAGUUCACCUGUCAUCAGGCACAGAAUUCAGUGCAGUCAAAUCUCUGGUACUGGGCAGGAUUUUAGAACACAGUGACGUAGACCAGGAGACAGCACUGGCCGGCGCACAGGGCUUCACGGGCUGCCUCUCUGCGGUGCAGCUCAGCCACGUGGCCCCUCUGAAGGCUGCUCUGCACCCCAGCCACCCAGCCCCGGUCACUGUUACAGGACACGUGACUGAGUCCAGCUGUGUGAGCCAGGCUGGCACAGAUGCGACAUCGAGAGAAAGGACACACUCUUUUGCAGAUCAUUCUGGAACAAUAGAUGACAAAGAGCCCCUAGCUAAUGCAAUCAAAAGUGACUCUGCAGUAAUUGGAGGUCUGAUAGCUGUUGUGCUCUUUAUCUUGCUUUGCAUCACUGCCAUAGCUGUCCGCAUUUAUCAGCAGAAAAGGUUAUACAAAAGAAAUGAGGCAAAAAGGUCAGAGAACGUAGACAGUGCUGAGGCUGUUUUGAAAAGUGAGCUUAAUAUACAAAAUGCAGUGAAUGAAAAUCAGAAAGAGUACUUCUUGUGAUGGGCAGCGAUGAUUUAACUUAUAAUUAUGACCGUUUGUUUUAAUAGCCAGGGGCUCUCAAUGGACAAAAAAAUAAUGUUCUUACACUGAUUGUACAAGUAAUGGAUUUGUAGCACUGCCGUCUUGCCAUGUCCAGUCUUGGAAGGGCUCCGGGAAGAUUCGUCCAGUGACGUAUUUCUCAUAGCAGUCACUCUACGUAACAAGGAAUUAGAGAUUGCUGUUAAUUUCCAACUGUUCCGAGAUGAUCUAAAACAACUUUAACUUGCUUAAUGACUACAGUUUUUAUGUAUGAAAACUGUAGCCCUGCUUUCUUAACCAUACAAUGCAUAAGUUUUGUUAGAGGUAAAAUCAAAUUUGGGCUUAUAAUGACCUUGCUUUAUUUGAGAACAUAUGCUGUGUUUGCUUUAGUCUCCCCAGGGUGUUAUUCAUAGACCUGGAACUGCUUCUCAGAUCCUGUUUGGCUGGUGUUCACAUCUUCAGUGGCCACGAAUAUUUAAAUCUCUUUGCUUUUCUGCGUGUUACAUUCAAUACAAUACAUCAAUAGUCU